Messenger RNA from Epinephelus moara (kelp grouper), 2696 nucleotides. RefSeq lists its product as uncharacterized. The transcript has 8 exons. The record is from RefSeq and is a predicted model, not a curated record. Gene Ontology annotation, cellular component: external side of plasma membrane; membrane raft. NCBI's taxonomy places the organism in Eukaryota, Metazoa, Chordata, Actinopteri, Perciformes, Serranidae. Gene Ontology annotation, molecular function: protein tyrosine kinase binding; MHC class II protein binding. Bases 8 to 1027 code for a protein of 339 amino acids. Gene Ontology annotation, biological process: positive regulation of ERK1 and ERK2 cascade; T cell activation; interleukin-15-mediated signaling pathway.
AAGCACAAUGAUUGAAUUCCGAUGGAUUAAAGUGUCUUUAUUAAUGAUUCUGGUGCUGCAGUUUACAGCAGUUGCAGAACAGGUCCUCUCCUUGAUUGUCAGUGUUGGAGAUGAUGUCAUCUUGCCUUGUGACAGUGUGACAGAUAAUCAGAAUAACUGUGAUGGCACUGCAUGGGUCGUCACUUUAUCAGGAAACAGAGUAGAAGAUCUGGUUAAACUUGGGCAGAUUGUUGAAAAUGCCAAAGCUAAAUCAGACAGACUGAGUGUAACAGAGAACUGUUCUCUGGUAAUGAAGAAGGUCACAGCUGAGGAUGUUGGUCGUUACGACUGUCAACAGUCUACAUCAGGAAAACCUGACACGCUGGUUUAUCUGUCUGUUAUUAACAUGAAGGCACACGAAAAUGGUGACGAGGUGACACUGUCCUGCUCUACAUCAAGUAACACGUGGUGUAUUCACAAAGUGAAGUGGCUGUAUGUGGGUAAAAAUGGGGAUCAAGAUAACCAAGACAUGCCAACAUCAUAUCCUGACUGUUCAGCUAGUGUAACAUUUCCUACCAUCGAUCUCAAGCAGAAGUCAAAGUAUCAGUGUGAAGUGACUGAUGGUUAUACUAAAAAAGUGCAGCCGUUUCCCUUCAGCCGUCAGUCCUCAAGCGAGAAACCAGGUUGGUGGUUGUACAUCAUUGGGGCUGUGGGUUUAGUGACAGUACUAAUAAUCAUUGUAGCUGUCAUCAUAUGGAAGAGACCUAAAGGCGGCAAAACACAGAUGGAUGACGACACUGCACGGAGCUUAAACCCUGCGGUGACUCAGCCUGGCCCAGAAACCAGUCAGGAGACGGCUGAUCCUGAAGAUGGUGUUUCCUACACUUCUAUCAGCUACAAGAAGACCAAAAGCAAAGCCCAGGUUAAAUAUGAUGAUGAUGAAGGUGAUGCAGUGACCUACAGCACCGUCAAAGUUUCCUCUUCUGCUGCUGGAGCCUCUGCCGAUGCCAGUGACCUCUAUGCCACCGUCAACGAACCAAACAAAUAAGAGAGCACAGCGCCUGAGAAACAUUUGACAGGCUCUGGAUAUUCACCGGCGUUUUUGAGUGAAUAUUGGAAUCUUUACUCAUCAGGCCCUAAUCCAUAAUGGACAGAUCAAAUCAAAGAACAGCGAUCUGAAAAAAAAAAAAAACGGUAGAAUGGUGACCUUUAAAAGUAUGUACCUUUAGGGUUCCCGUGGUCGCGAAAUUCCUGGGAAAUGAAAUUAGAAGAAGAGUUUUCCAGGCCUGGAAGUGAUUUGGAAUUAACUAAAUGUUUUGGAAAAGUUUUGAAUUUGCAUUGUUUUGACCAUUGUUCAAAAUAUAUUCAUAAAAAUCCCAAAACAUGGCGAGCAUUAGGCGAAAUGAUUCCUGUAUUACUAAUUUAAAAUCUAGUGUUGCACUGCGUGACCACUGAAAUGUAGCUUACAUUGCAAGAGAGACACAGACCAGACUGGCAUCACAUCAUCGCCAAGGCCCAGGUCCCUUAUGGAGGAAAGAAAUGUGCCAUCACAUAAAAAGAGAAACAAGAAAAUGCCAAAAAGAUAUUGUGUCGGGGGUCAACCAAGGGUAUCCACUCUGAGAUUUGAGGCACAUAAUGUUUGUUAAAAUUGUCAGUGUUGUAAAUCGCUAGAUAAUGCUGGUGAUACCUGUCAUGAUCCAGACAUCAAGAUAUGAAUGAAUGUGUGAUGGGUCAGUGAUCCACCAGGAUAGGGAAGCCUGAAGGGACACGACAGCGAUCGACCUUGAUUUAUUAAGGUAUCGUCAGCGCUCAGGUUCAAAUGCAUACAAACUUGUCGAAGUAAAAUCCAAACACACGUCAAAUUGCUUUUACAUUCACAGGAUCUUCACUUUUCUAUCCUUGAAAAAUCUUAAAUCUAGCGACUGCAAGCAGUUUGCUUAUCGACAAAUGCCUGAGAAGUGCAUGUUUAAUAAUGUUAUGCUUAUUUAUUUUAAACUACCUAAAUAAAGUCAUGGAAAUGGGGUAAAAUAAUACGAAAAAAAUUAUGCACUUAAUUGUCUGACGUUCUCCAUGUAUACCACAGAUGCAGCCUGCUGGUUUGAGGCCUCUCUGCUUCACUGAGCAUGACUGCAGGAGGGAUGGGGUAAACACUGAGGCUUACAAGUGUGCAUGUAUUUAUCACAGACCUUCUCCAUGCUGCGGAGAUAUAAUGGACACAGUUUGUCCAUGCCCUAUUGAAUGACACAUAGUAAUAUUUCCUGAUGUGACUCGGCAGGACGACAUCAUUUUGUCUAUGCCUGUAAUAGAAAUCACACUUUACAGCAAUGGUAAAGGUUUGGUUAGGUUUAUGCACAAUGACAACUUGGUUAGAUUGAGGGAAGCAUCAUGGUCUGUUCAAGUUAGGGGAGCUUUGUCGCCAUGGUUACACUUACAAACAUGGUUACAAUUCAGGAAUGAUCAUGGUCAUGCUUCAAAAAAAAUAUGCCAGCAGGUGACUGACUCCUCUUUGCCAAGGUUUUGAAUUUGAAAUCAGAUACCAAUGUAAUGUAUAUGUGGAUAUUUCAGACCAGCUUGUAUCAUAACACGUUUUACAUUUACAACUGAAUAUUUAAAGCUUUCUGAUGGGAACAACAAGUCAUCUUUUACACCCAGUGAAUUUCACCUACUAACACUCUAUUGUGUUAAUGACGCUGUUUAUUCCUACUGGGACAUUAUGU